AUGCGGUUCACAAAUUUCCUUCUCGCAAGUGCUGGCGCUUCCCUUGCUCUGGCUGCUCCUCAUACUACGAGGGCCAAGGGCAAGUUCCUCUUCACUGGUUCCAAUGAGUCUGGUGGUGAGUUUGGUGAGGGUAACCUCCCUGGUACGCUCAACAAGGACUACAUCUGGCCUACCACGAGCUCCAUUGAUACCCUCGCUAGCACUGGUAUGAACACCUUCCGUGUCGGUUUCCGCAUGGAGCGAGUGACUCCCAGUGGCAUCACCGGUGCCAUUGAUGAGGCUUACUUCAAGGGCCUCCAGGACACUGUCAACCACAUCACCAGCAAGGGCCACUAUGCCGUUAUUGACCCUCACAACUACGGCCGCUUCAACGGUAACAUCAUCAAGAGCUCAGACUUCAGCGUCUGGUGGCAAAAGGUAGCCAAGCGCUUCGCCAACAACAAGCUCGUCAUCUUCGACACCAACAACGAGUACCACGACAUGGACAACUCUGUCGUCGCUGCUCUCAACCAGGCCGCCGUCAACGCCAUCCGCAAGGCCGGCGCAACCUCCCAGUACAUCUUCGUCGAGGGCAACGCCUACACCGGAGCUUGGAGCUGGGUUUCCAGCGGCAACGGCGCUGCUAUGAAGGAUCUCAAGGACCCUCAGAACAAGAUCAUCUACGAGAUGCACCAGUACCUCGAUUCCGACUCCUCUGGUACCUCCGAGAAUUGUGUUAGCUCUACCAUUGGUGUUGAGCGCCUCAAGGCUGCUACCCAGUGGCUCAAGGCCAACAAGAAGAAGGGUAUUCUUGGUGAGACUGCUGGCGGAGCUAAUGCCCAGUGCAUUGCUGCGCUUAAGGGCGAGUUGCAGCACUUGCUUGACAACUCUGAUGUCUGGACUGGUUGGUUGUACUGGGCUGCUGGCCCUUGGUGGGGUGACUACAUGUUCAGCAUGGAGCCUACUACUGGUACUGCUUACAAGAAGGUUCUUCCUCAGAUCAAGCAGUUCAUCGGUGCUUAA
Messenger RNA from Fusarium mangiferae, 1002 nucleotides. RefSeq names its product putative cellulase precursor. The transcript is spliced from 3 exons. Gene Ontology annotation, biological process: glucan catabolic process. Bases 1 to 1002 code for a protein of 333 amino acids. Gene Ontology annotation, molecular function: hydrolase activity, hydrolyzing O-glycosyl compounds. The record is from RefSeq and is a predicted model, not a curated record. Lineage: Eukaryota; Fungi; Ascomycota; Sordariomycetes; Hypocreales; Nectriaceae.